AUGAAGUCAAAUCAUUUGGAAGAAAUAGUUAUUGAUUUAUGUAAAAGACACAGUCAAGAUGCAAUUCUAAUUGACAAAUCAAUCAAAAGAAAAUCCAAACUUUUCAGUAGACAUAUAAUGUUUUUUGCAAGAUAUAUCUGCAAUUUAAGAUUAUCAGACAAUAGAUGGAAUCUCACUCACUCUGUAAAAAUGGUAACUUUACUUGGAAAUGAUUCUUCCACUAAUCAAACACCAUUUUCAUCAUAUUUCAGUCUUUAUGAAAUCAAAUUGACCAAGAAACAUUUCGAUAAAUUAUCAUCGUCACAUUACUGGACUUACGAGCCACUCGAAAAUAUUUUACCAUCCAAAAAAAUCGCCAAUACUAGUAAUAACAUCACUAAAUCUAACAUUCGUAACAAUUCCAAUUCUAAUAUCAAAAUCUCCAAAAGCAAUAAUAAAUCAACUACUACAACUCCAAAAAUUGAAAAAGAAACAAUUAUUCCGUUUUCCAACUAUCUUGGUUUAACGGGCCAACCACCUACUGAAAAAUUCGAUGUCGCCGAUCAUUACUGGACUAAUUUACCACUUGAGGCAAUCUUACCAUCAAAAUCAAAAUACAAAAAUACCAAAAAUAAGAAAAAUUCCUCUUUUACACCUUCAUCUAUAAACCUUAAUUUAUUCACCAAAUACGAGCGUCUAAUGAACAAAAAUAAAAGAUAA
Molecule: messenger RNA, 699 nt
Organism: Entrophospora sp. SA101
Lineage: Eukaryota; Fungi; Glomeromycota; Glomeromycetes; Entrophosporales; Entrophosporaceae
Source: the annotation of a GenBank genome assembly